UUUUUUUUUUUUCUUCAAAAAUAGCUUAUGGAUAAUUAAGAAACCGCUCUUUAGAUUUUUAGAUUGCCAUUACUCAGUCAAACAUGCUCUUCUUUAAGCCGUUGCUUUCAUGAUUGUAUUUUUCUCUGUUUUCUUCUUCUUGUGGGAAUACAUUAUUCAUGACGGGAGGAAUUCUUCAGCGGAAUUGAUUCCAAAACAUCUUUUGAAUUUCUAUAUUUACGCGUCACAAGGAUUUUUUUUCUUUUUCUUUUUUUUUAUUUCUUCAUGACAUCCAUUGAUCCCAAUCAAACACUCUACUUGACAAAUUUAAACAGUCGCGUCACUGUAGAAGAACUCAAAUUGAGUUUAUAUGGUCUAUUCUCUACUUAUGGUCCCAUUUUGGACAUCACAGCUAAAAAGACAGAAAAGAUGCGCGAACAAGCCUUUGUAGUAUACAGUGAUGUCUCUUGUGCCACUUUGGCCAUGCGAAGUUUGAACGGCUUUACUUUUUUUGAUAAACCUAUGAAAAUUGAUUAUGCAAAGACAAAGUCAGAUGUGGUUGCCAAAAUAGAUGGCACUUAUCGACUAAGGACAUAUAAGGAAAACACAAACAACGAAGUGUUAGGUAAACGAGGUGCUGAUGAAGAUAUGAAUGGUAAUGCCAAAAUGGCUCGAUCCGAUGAAGAAGAAGACGAAAUGAAUGAACAAGAGCAAGCAUAAAAAGAUAAAAUAAAACCGUCUUGAAGAAUAUCGCUAAAUGCAACAGAAAAAAAACGAGUUACAAAGUUAGAGAUUGGAUGAGACUCUAAUAAUCAUGCCCUAAUGGCAUCGCAAUUGGCUAUUCUCCUCUUCUUGCAGAAGGACAGAUACUUGAAUUCUCCAGUGUCGU
Gilbertella persicaria is the source of this 868-nucleotide messenger RNA. RefSeq lists its product as uncharacterized. The coding region runs from base 265 to 699 and encodes 144 amino acids. The transcript is spliced from 3 exons. The record is from RefSeq and is a predicted model, not a curated record. Gene Ontology annotation, cellular component: U12-type spliceosomal complex. Lineage: Eukaryota; Fungi; Mucoromycota; Mucoromycetes; Mucorales; Choanephoraceae. Gene Ontology annotation, biological process: mRNA splicing, via spliceosome. Gene Ontology annotation, molecular function: pre-mRNA intronic binding; U12 snRNA binding.